This is a messenger RNA of Mycena citricolor, 2538 nucleotides long. The record is from the annotation of a GenBank genome assembly. Lineage: Eukaryota; Fungi; Basidiomycota; Agaricomycetes; Agaricales; Mycenaceae.
GAGGGACACGGGAAGGGCGGGUUACUCGAGGCUCGGAGUUUUUCAUAAUGUUGAAGCUUGUUUGGCACCUAAGGACGAAGUCAUACCCCCACUUUCCUUCCGUACCCUUCCUCCCCCUUCCUUUCCGGGUUCAACCAACCACAACUUACCAUAACUCACCCGCUUUUCCUCUCCUCCAUGCCCGCGAAAAACUUGGCGUCGAAUAGUCGCCCGUCGGCGUCUGCGUCCCUAAAAUCGCACCAUCACACAAAUUCGCAAACCACAGCCGCAGCGGCAAAACCCGCACCAACCAGGGUCUCAAUAACACUCCCUCCGCGCACAAAACGCAAAUCUCUUCUGGAACUCGAGCCCGAAACACCCAGCGAAUCGUCGUUGUCGCUCUCCGAGCUGGAUGACAAUGCAGAGGGGGAGGAAGCGAGUGAAACAGAGGGCAGUUCUUCUGCCAGUCGGCGGGGUGCGAAACUUCGCAAGUCAGCAGUCAUAUCAGCUCCUCCGGUGUUGUUGCGGCCCUCGAAAAAACGACGACGCAUCGGCACGGGUGACGACGCGCGGCCGUUGGCGCGGACGGCGGCGUCCGUCAAGCGGGAGCGCGAAGCAGAGACGACGAAACUGGAGAAGGAAGGAAGGAAAUCCGUCGGUGGCAGGCCCAGAGAGAAGAAGGAAUGGUACGUCUCACCCGCCCCUCGAGAUCCCCCGGCCCACGACGGCGCCUGGCGCCACCCCGCCGACCUCCCGUAUCUACAGUCCGGGUUUUCUGAUCUCGAAAUCGCCCGGUUCAUUCGGUAUAAGGGGGCAUUUAGCGUCCCGCCACAAUCUACGCUCGCAUCGUCGAAGGAUCCGUGGGCUAGCAUCACCCGUGCGGAUGGGCGGAAGAUCACUAUCCCCCGGGCGUACCGCAUGCCGCUUCUCUGGAUCGGCCGGUACCUGUGGAGUUCGGCUCAGAUCACUCUGUCUACCGGAAGCGCGGAAGACUGGGAACGGACGAAGUGGGAGCUGUUAUAUGUCGCUCGGUUGUGCGAUGCGUUCUUGAACGCUGCGGCGGAACACCAUCCGAUGGAGCGCGCUUGGCGAUGGCCCACGAUCGACCGGGUUUUGGUCCGGUAUUGGUAUCACUGGCUUAUCUCGAAGGAUGAGUUUGUCAAGGAUUUUGUGGCCGAUUUUGGGGAGGAAGAGUUUGCCAUCGAUUUUCUCAAAAAGCCUUGGAAGCAGUGGGCAAUUAAAGGUUAUCGAGGAUUCGCCCUGACGCCCGAAGAAGCGCAGAACGGCAUCUCCUCCGAGGAAUUCACGUCCGGAUUUGUUAUUGAUGAUGACAAGGGAACAUUCCGCUGGGCCGAGCCGGGUCGUCCUGAGGGAGAGCCUACUCUUGUCGUCAGGGAAGAAGAGACUUUGACAGGUGAAGAGAAUAAUGGGACUUCACUCCCGGCCGAGUCGAACGAUCGCGACGUAGAGAUGAAGAGUGUGACAGAGGAAGAGGAGCAGGCAAUUCCACCUCCCCCACCGAGUGAAUACGCACCCGAACAGAUCACAAGCACGGAUGUGCCAGAGCAGGAUACCCAUAAAAUAGGUGUCAACUCUUUGACUCUCACGAUCAGCAUCGAUGCCCAAGAGCAGUCGACUCGAGAUCAAGGCGGCAAUAAUCAGCAGCAGGCUGACGAAGCGCAGACAAUCCCAUCUUCUAAACCCUCGUCAAGCUCAAGAUCAUCGGCAGUGGUGGCGCGGACGACAAUGGGAAGUCGUGCACCGGGUCGAGCGGAUGCUAUCCUUCGCCGCAGCGAACAACCCGAAGACCUUGAAGAGGACGACGAGGACGAGAGCAGAACCGGCGCCAUAGAUCAGAAUCUCGGACCGAACGGAAUGGAAGACCAGCCAAUGCGUGAGGUAGAACUCGUCGUGAAACCACGCCACUAUACGAUACCGCCACCGCCGCCAUCGAUGAGCUCGUCUUCUGGCCACAAUGCGACGCCAAAACUUCAUAUGGACCUCGAUCUAGAUGAUGACGGAUUGGAACUGAUGUAUCCAGAGGACGUCCGAGAUGUCCCUCCUCCGACAGCGACUGAAGACGCCAUGUCCACUCGUGGUACGAGCGACGGAAGCUCGCCCGAUGCAUCGUCACGGGGUUCGCCAUCACCACCAAUUUCAUUCUCGCAGGCGCUCUUCGCAGAUGGGGAAAAUUCCGGGGUGUCUUUCGAUGUGGACAUGAUGAAGCAAGUUUUGACGAAGAUGGCAGCGCUUGGAGAAGAGGUCCGGGCUUUGCGUGAGGAAGUGAGCGUUUUGAGAGCCCAGGUUUCUUCUGCGUAGGGUGUGCCCGGUGGCGAUCCAAUGUAUCUUUUGUAUAAUGUAAGCUUCAAUUUGAAUCUCAAAUCGUGCUUUCGAGCGAGAAAAGAAGGCACACAUUCGCUUGAACGUACUGCGUAUGGUUCGAGCGGGAUUCCAGUUCUGAAAUUUCGUCAUUUGCCCUGCUUCUCUGACUAGGCUUCAUUCGCUGGUUCUUUAUUCUUCGACGCACCUCCUCCAUCAACGGAAUUAUGUAUCUACGCA